AGGAGGCGAGGGGAGAGGCGGCCAGGCGCGCACCUAGGGAAGCCUUCUUGUGUGCAGUCUCUAAGAGCGAGGGAGCGAGCGAGCGAGGAGGGCGGGCGGCAGCCAGCCGGAGACGAGGAGCGGCGUGGGGAGGAGAGCCGACCGCCGACACUCGGGGAGGAGGAGCCGGGCUCUGCUCCGGGAGACCUGAGCCCGGCGCGAGGCGUCCGCGCAGCGCAGGGUCUGACCCCCUGCGCGCGGAGCAUGAGUCGGCGCCCGGCUGGAGAGCGGCGGGGGGAGACGGCCUCGGCGCACCCCUGAGGCGCUGGGCUGGGGCUGGGACACCGUGCGCCCGGGGCGCUGGGCCCGGCCGGGGGGCGGGGGCUGCGAGGGGAGCAGCCCGCGCUGGCGGCGGCCGCCCGGGCGCAGCGCGAUGGGGAGCCCCCGGGCCGCGCUGCUCCUGCUGCUCCUGCGCCCGGUCAAGCUGCUGCGGAGGCGCUUCCGGCUGCUGCUGGCGCUCGCCCUGGUGUCGCUGGGGCUCUGGACUCUUUAUCUGGAACUGGUGGCGUCGGCCCAGGUCGGCGGGAACCCCCUGAACCGCAGGUAUGGCAGCUGGAGAGAACUGGCCAAGGCCCUGGCCAGCAGGAACAUUCCAGCUGUGGAUCCAAAUCUCCAGUUCUACCAUCCCCAGAGGCUGGGCCUCAAGGACCAAGACUUUGAGCGAGGAGGGAGCAGUAACAGCAGCUACCUGAAGUGGAAUAAGCCUGUCCCCUGGCUCUCAGAGUUCCGGGGCCACGUCAACCUGCAUGUGUUUGAAGACUGGUGUGGCAGUUCCGUCCAGCAGCUCAGGAGGAACCUCCACUUCCCACUGUACCCCCAUAUCCGCACAACCCUGAGGAAGCUGGCCGUGUCCCCCAAAUGGACCAACUAUGGCCUCCGCAUCUUUGGCUACCUGCACCCCUUCACCGAUGGGAAAAUCCAGUUUGCCAUUGCUGCAGAUGACAACGCUGAAUUCUGGCUGAGCCGUGACGACCAGGUCUCAGGCCUUCAGCUGCUGGCCAGCGUGGGCAAGACUGGAAAAGAGUGGACUGCCCCUGGAGAGUUUGGGAAAUUUUGGAGUCAAAUUUCCAAGCCAGUGAGCCUGUCGGCCUCCCAAAGGUACUACUUUGAGGUGCUGCACAAGCAGAACGACGAGGGCACUGAUCACGUGGAAGUCGCGUGGCGGCGGAAUGACCCUGGAGCCAAGUUCACCCUCAUCGACUCCCCUUCCCUGUCCCUCUUCACAAAUGAGACGCUGCUAAGGAUGGAUGAGGUGGGCCACAUCCCACAGACAGCAGCCAGCCAUGUAGGCUCCUCAGACUCUCUUCCCAGAGAUGAGCAGCCCCCUGCUGACAUGCUGCGGCCUGACCCUCGGGACGCCCUUUAUCGAGGACAAGAAAUAGAACUAGAACCCAGGAGACCCUUGUGUGUUCCUCAGCAGUUACAUGUAUCACCGUUUCUUACUGGAUUCCAACUCUUGUCAUCUGUGCCUCUGAUCCCCAAGUCUCAUCUCCGCCAUGUCCUGCCUGAUUGUCCCUACAAACCCAGCUACCUGGUGGAUGGGCUCCCUCUGCAGCGCUACCAGGGACUCCGGUUUGUUCAUCUAUCCUUCGUUUACCCCAAUGACUAUACUCGCCUGAGCCACAUGGAGACCCAUAAUAAAUGCUUCUACCAGGAAAACACGUACUAUCAGGACAGGUUCAGCUUUCAGGAGUACAUCAAGCUUGACCAGCCUGAGAAGCAGGGGCCGGAGCAGCCAGGUUUUGAGGAAGCCUUUCUAGAAGAAUCUCAGUAUGGAGAAGCGGCAGAGGAGACCCUUGCCUCCAAUGACCAGAACGCCAGGAUGCCAGAGGGAAAACCAGUGCCUGCCUCCACCCCUGAGCAGGAGGCCACUGACUACCACCUCCGAAGCCUGCGGAAACUCCUGGCUCAGCCCUGGGAGGGUCCGCUGGCACCCUUUUCCAAGCAGAACUCCACAGCUCGCUUCCCAGUGAGGAUCAGCGACAUCCCCAUCCAACCACCAGAGAAGAGAGAAAGAAAACCCAUCCCUGAGCCCAGCCAAGAUCCACCUCAUUCUGACAAGUGGCCCCCUGGGCACCUGGCAGGGAACCUGCCUCAAGUUAAGCAUCCCAGGCUCGCUGAUGACAGCCCCAGGAAAACUCUAGGGCAGUCCCAAUGGCUGAAUCAAGUUGAGUCGUAUAUUGCAGAGCAGAGAAGGGGUGACAGGAUGGAGCCUCUGGCCCCCAGGAGGGGUUGGCAUGGGGAGGAGGAGGUGGUAGCAGCUGCAGGCCAGGGAGGACAAGUGGAAGGAGAGGAAGAGGCAGAGGAAGAGGAUGUGGGUGAGGUGUUUGAAUAUGUGCCCGUGUUUGACCCAGUGGUAAACUGGGACCAGACCUUCAGUGCCCGGAACCUCGACUUCCAAGCCCUGCGGACUGACUGGAUUGAUCUGAACUGUAACACGUCUGGCAACCUGCUGCUUCCAGAGCAGGAGGCUCUCGAGGUCACACGGGUCUUCUUGAAGAAGCUCAACCAGAGGAGCCGGGGGAGGUAUCAGCUACAGCGCGUUGUGAAUGUGGAGAAGCGUCAGGACCAGCUACGUGGGGGGCGCUACCUCCUGGAGCUUGAGCUGCUGGACCAAGGCCAGCGCCUGGUGAGACUCUCUGAGUACGUGUCUACGCGAGGCUGGCAGGGCAUCGAUCCAGCAGGCAGGGAAGAGCCCGAGUCCCGGAACCUGCAGGGCCUGGUUUGGAGUCCACACAACCACCGGAGACAGGUCCUGAAUGUCCGCGCCCCAGAGCCCAAGCUUUGCUGGCCCCAGGGCUUCUCCUGGAAUCACCGAGCCGUGGUCCACUUCAUCGUGCCUGUAAAGAACCAGGCGCGCUGGGUACAGCAAUUCAUCAGAGACAUGGAAAAGCUGUUCCGGGUCACUGGUGACCCACAUUUCAACAUCAUCAUCACUGACUAUAGCAGUGAGGACAUGGAUGUCGAGAUGGCCCUGAAGAGGUCCAGGCUGCGGAGCUACCAGUACAUGAAGCUAAGUGGAAACUUCGAGCGCUCGGCUGGACUUCAGGCUGGCAUAGACCUGGUGAAGGACCCGCACAGCAUCAUCUUCCUCUGUGACCUCCAUAUCCACUUCCCAGCUGGCGUCAUCGAUACCAUCCGGAAGCACUGUGUGGAGGGCAAGAUGGCCUUUGCCCCCAUGGUGAUGAGGCUGCAUUGCGGGGCCACCCCCCAGUGGCCUGAGGGCUACUGGGAGGUGAAUGGAUUUGGACUGCUCGGCAUCUACAAAUCAGACCUGGACAGGAUUGGGGGCAUGAACACCAGGGAGUUCCGAGACCGCUGGGGCGGGGAAGACUGGGAGCUGCUGGACAGGAUCCUCCAAGCGGGCCUGGAAGUGGAACGUCUCUCCCUCAGGAAUUUCUUCCAUCACUUCCAUUCCAAGCGAGGCAUGUGGAACCGCCGCCAGAUGAAGGUGCCGUAAUCCCGAGGCUUGGCCCGCUGGACCGACGGCUCCCUGCUCCUUGACUUGAGGUUGCUCCCCCAGUGCCCCGUCGCUGCUGGAGGAGGAGAGAGAAGGGGAGCAGAAGCCAUGGCUGGGCCCUGAGAGGCCUCAGAGCUAAUAAUACCCCCACUCUACCGGGAGUCACCUCACACAGAGACAGAUGCCGAGGCCCCUCUCUUCGCCUUCACUUUGGAACAGAGGCCAGGCCGGCCGCUUGCUCACUGUCAACAGAGAUGGAACAGCUCAGGGAGGGCAGCACGAUGAGGUCAAGGAAGGAAAGACCCGCUUGAGCGAUACCGUCCUAAUCUGAGGUGCAUUCCAGCAGCCACCUGGUGCUCCGAGCAGGGAGCAGGGAGCAGGAACUGGAAACUCUUCCAUUGGACAGAUUUUAUUGGGGUUUUUAUUUUUUUAACAGAAAACCAAAACUGUAACUGUGCAGACCCAGCACUGACUGUGAGAGGGGGUGGAAGCAUGCAUUUAGGGAGUGUCCUACUUGCAUACCUCAUACCCACUCCUGUGUAGAGGUGUGUCCCCUGGUCCUUGACCUGGCAGCUGAUUUACAAUCAAAGGAGCAGUUCUCAGCUCUGCCCUAGGCUCGUGCCUUCCAGAGACACACACCUCUCUCCCAGGUAGCCACCGAACAGCUGGCCACCCAUUAGGGCAUUAACCUUACCCUCCAGGGGGCGCUAACUUCAUACCGACCAGAAACACAGAACUGGCAUCAUCUUGCUGGUGCCACAGCAGGGUUGGGAGACAGGGAAGUGGUGGGCCAUGGGCUUGUCCAUCCCCACUGUUUGGUAGAUAGCCUGUGCAGAACGGGCAAGGUGGAGAAGGCAGGGAAGAGAAGCCCUUUCCCAAACCAGCCCGCCUGUGAGCUCGGGCUGUGGGGACAAUAUGAAGCAGAGGAAAGAGGAUUAAAUUUAAGUAAUCCUUCGACUUAGUUGGGAGGGGGUGGGGGUCCAGCAGGAGGGGACAAAAAGGGAAGUGGGAAGCUGGAGUCCUUACAGCCCAGCUCGGCCACAGCUUUCCCUCCUGCAGGGAGAGCCCCGGCCGCAGCCUUGAGUGGAAGAAGAGGAAGGGUCAUGGGCGCAACGGAACCGUGAAACAGGGACCAGGGUAGGAAGGGGUAACAGGUUUGGGAGUGAGGGCAUCGCCCUGAGAUGUCUUCCCCAAGUGGAAGGGAGCAGGGGCCAGGAGGAACUGAAAAGUGAAGCCGUUUCAGGGAGAAGAGCCCUUGGCCUUUGUGGUCUAGGCCGCCGUGUCUGUCACCUGAUGAUCAUGCACUUAUCUUGCACUAAUAAUCCCCAGCUGCCUUUGCGGCUGGGGGUUUUCUACUGCUGCUGCUGCCACCUCUGCCGCCAAAUUCCUCAGUGGUGCAUUGGACGUGAGUCUUGAACUCCAGUGUCUGUUUAGGGAGGUCAGCACAGGGCUCCCUGCUGUGAGGAAGAGCUUAUGGUGGUGCAGCAGGGCCCAGGAGGCCACUCAGCUGAGCCCAAGCUCCAUGCUGUGGCAGGGUCCCAGUCACUGCAUUGGGAGCUGCAGGCUCUACCUGGUGGGCCCUGCACUCACCGAGAGCAUAAACUUGGCAUAUGAGAGAAUGGAGCCUGUUGAGAACUUUCUGGAGGUUGAAGAGAAUCCCUGCCUCCCUCUAAGAAGUCAAGGACAAAGACUUUUCAAUUACAGUCAUGUGCCGCAUAACGACGUUUUGGUCAACAACAGACCACGUGUAUGAUGGUGGUCCCAUAAGGUUAGUACCAUACAGCCUAGGUGUGUAGUAGGCUAUACCAUGUAGGUUUGUGUAAGUACACUCUAUGAUGUUUGCACAACGACGAAAUUGCCUAAAAACGCAUUUCUCAGAACAUAUCCCUGUGGUUAAGCGACACAUGACUGUAAUAGAUUGUGGCUUAUGGAUGCCAUACCUGCCUUGUGGGCUAUGGCUUUUUAUGGUCCCUACUCGGGCUUACUGCCUUUGGGAAAGGGUUGUGGGGAGUAGGCGAGAGCUGAAGUUGGCCGGCUAGGCUGUCAGCUUUCUUUCUGGGGCCACUCUCAUCCUUGGGCAUUGCACUGGAAGGCCCGAGCCAGCCCAAACAGCCCUCCCACUUCACUUUUUUUUUUUUUUUUUUUGUGAGGAGGACUAGCCCUGAGCUAACAUCUGAUGCCAAUCCUCCUCUUUUUUGCUGAGGAAGAUUGGCCCUGGGCUAACAUCUGUGCCCAUCUUCCUCUACUUGUUAUACGGGACGCUGCCACAGCAUGGCUUAACAAGCAGUAUGUCGCUGCAUACCCGGGAUCCGAACCUGUGAACCCUGGGCCGCCGAAGCGGAGCACGAGCACUUAACCGCUUGCGCCACUGGGCCAGCCCCCCACUUCACUUCUCUUGAUGUCAGGAGCCAGCCCAGCCUCCCUGCCCUGCCCACCACCCCCUCUGCCCCUGGCUGUGCCUUAUGUUUGAUGUUUGUUACCUCCACACCAUCUGCCUUAAGCUGGAGGGCCUGGCAUGGGCCCUACUCCGUAGGGAAAUGUCGAGGGUGGGGGGAGGGGAGAGGGAAAGUGUUAAAUAUAGCAUCUUAGAAAACAAAACAGAAUGGCUUCUGU
Molecule: messenger RNA, 6112 nt
Organism: Diceros bicornis minor
Lineage: Eukaryota; Metazoa; Chordata; Mammalia; Perissodactyla; Rhinocerotidae
Gene: B4GALNT3
Product: beta-1,4-N-acetyl-galactosaminyltransferase 3
Exons: 21
Coding region: 413-3499 (1028 amino acids)
Cellular component (GO): Golgi cisterna membrane
Molecular function (GO): acetylgalactosaminyltransferase activity
Source: RefSeq, a predicted model, not a curated record